This is a messenger RNA of Pipistrellus kuhlii (Kuhl's pipistrelle), 1683 nucleotides long. It is a transcript of the gene DND1, whose product is annotated as DND microRNA-mediated repression inhibitor 1. Gene Ontology annotation, biological process: mRNA stabilization; negative regulation of miRNA-mediated gene silencing; germ cell development. Lineage: Eukaryota; Metazoa; Chordata; Mammalia; Chiroptera; Vespertilionidae. The transcript is spliced from 3 exons. Gene Ontology annotation, molecular function: mRNA binding. Gene Ontology annotation, cellular component: nucleus; cytoplasm. The record is from RefSeq and is a predicted model, not a curated record. The coding region runs from base 1 to 1230 and encodes 409 amino acids.
AUGCAGUCCAAGCGGGAGUACGAGGUGGGUGUCUGCCAGCGAGGGGCGAGGGCGAGCACCCCCUGUGCGGGGAGCGGGGCCCCCGGAGCACCGGGCGAGGUGGGGGCGGGCGCGGCCAUCCGCCAUUCCGACCCGGCCUUUCCCCGCCAGCUGUGGUGUGAGAGGGUGAACCCGGAGAACAAGGCGGCGCUGGAGGCCUGGGUCAGGGAGACGGGUGUCCGCCUGGUGCAAGUGAACGGGCAGAGGAAGUACGGCGGGCCGCCCCCAGGCUGGGUGGGCAGCCCGCCGCCGCCGGGCUCGGAGGUGUUCAUCGGCCGGCUGCCCCAGGACGUGUACGAGCACCAGCUGAUCCCGCUGUUCCAGCGCGCCGGCCGCCUCUACGAGUUCCGCCUGAUGAUGACCUUCAGCGGCCUGAACCGCGGCUUCGCCUACGCCCGCUACUGCUCGCGGCGCGGCGCCCAGGCCGCCAUCGCCGCGCUGCACAACCACCCGCUGCGGCCCGCCUGCCCGCUGCUCGUGUGCCUCAGCACCGAGAAGUGCGAGCUGAGCGUGGACGGGCUGCCGCGCGCCCUGACCCGCCGCGCGCUGCUGCUGGCGCUGCAGCCGCUGGGGCCGGGCCUCCAGGAGGCGCUGCUGCUGCCCAGCCCCGGCCUGGCGCUCACGCAGAUGGCGCUGCUCAAGUUCAGCUCGCACCGCGCGGCGGCCAUGGCCAAGAAGGCGCUGAUGGAAGGGCAGUCCCGCCUCUGUGGAGAGCAGGUGACUGUGGAGUGGCUCAAGCCAGACGUGAAGCAGCGACUUCGCCAGCAGCUUGCCGGGCCCUCGCUGAAGUGCUUACAGCCAGAAGGCAGCGGGUUGGCCCUCGCUAGGGACAAGCUAGCGUCCCAAGGGGCUCGAACUGCCUUGCAGCUGCUGUGCCAACGGAUGAAGCUGGGUAGCCCAGUGUUCCUCACCAAGUGCCUGGGCACGGGCCCUGCUGGCUGGCACCACUUCUGGUACCAGGUGGUGAUCCCUGGGCAUCCAGUGCCCUUCAGUGGCUUCAUCUGGGUUGUGCUCAACAUGGGAGGGCAGGAUGGGCACGAGGUGGCCAAGGAUGCCGUGUCUGCACGGCUGCUGGAGACGCUGAGUGAGUCUGGGGCCAGCCUCUUCUCCUCGGCGGGGGCAGUGAGCGAGCCUGGGGCCAGCGUCCUGUGGCCUGCUGGAGCUGAGGCGGGUACCAUGGUGAAGCAGUAACCCCAUCCUCUACAGGCUGCCUGAACAAGUAGGCAGAGCCUGUGUCAGUCCCCAACCCAGCAGGUCUGGGCAGCCACCAUCUGAUCCCCCAAAACGGGAGGAGCAUGGGCCCUGCCCUAGUCCUGACACAGCCUCCCAGCUGGGGCACAGCCCCAGCGCGCUCGCUCGGAGACAACUCAGAUCUGGCUAAGUUGUAGUGAGGGACCUUGCCCUCUCCCCCACAGCCCAGAGGCCUUUCUCUGUGUGACACACACACACACUGUCUCCUCCCACAGCUUAGUAUGACUCUCUUUUUCUUGAUUUGUCUUUGAUUUUAUUUGGGGGAUGGCUGAGCCAAAGGGUCAGAAACCUGCCUUUUGUCCCCACCACUUGGCAUUUUGGUUCUGGUGUAUGUGUACUGUUGGUUUGUUUUUCUAUGCUGGUUGUAUUUAUAUUAAAGCCCUGGUUGGUAUA